Molecule: messenger RNA, 1683 nt
Organism: Neurospora crassa OR74A
Lineage: Eukaryota; Fungi; Ascomycota; Sordariomycetes; Sordariales; Sordariaceae
Exons: 1
Coding region: 1-1683 (560 amino acids)
Source: RefSeq, a predicted model, not a curated record
AUGUGCCAUAAGACCACGACCAUCUUCGCAUGCUCUUGCGUGUUGAGGAAUCAUCGCUCUUGUUCCCACUCGCGCAACCUCGUCGCCGCCAACGCCGACAAUGUGGGACAAGGCAACAUUGCGAGUAGCUCGUUCGAAUACGACCAUAUCAACCAGCCCGCCAAUGCCAACACUGCUAGCGAAGGCGACAGCAACAAGGACGACCUCAAUGCCGCCAGCCAAGACAGUAGCGCCGCCCCGACAAUCACGGUGGCAGUUUCAACCCCGCCUCUCUCUCCCAGCGGUACCGCCACCCCUCAAGCUCUCAACGCCGGAGCCUCUCCCUUUUCUCCGGCUUCCUCCCCCCUCACUUCGACUUCCUCCACCGGGGCCACCAUCGGCUCUUCGAGCGUAGAGGUAGACACACCAUCAGCCUCAAUCCCCACUACCCCCUCCUUCUCCAUCUCUCCGAAUCCAACCACCAAUCUCUGGGCCAGUCCCUCUGCUGGUUCCCCUGCCAGUUUCUCCUCCGAGAACUUCGACACAAUCGACACCCCCAUCACCCCCGCUCAUUCUUCAAAUCUCCCCUUCUUCGGCCACUUGGCCUCAGCCUCAGGUCCAGCGAGCUCCAGCAACAACAACAAUGACAACCUCACAAACACCGGCCUCCCCUCCGGGAACUACGGCAUGAUCUACAGCCCCAUCGCCCCCAUUUCCUCCUUGAGCCUCCCCUUCUACGGUCACUCCACCUCGGGGUCAGGUUCAGCGAGCUCCAACAACAAUAACAACAACAGCAACAACGCAUACAUCGGCCAAGACUGCCCCUUCCCUGCUCCCACCAACGGAACUCUUACUCCCUCCGCCUGGAUGUCCGCCCUGCUCGCCUUCGCCAGUCAACAAGCACUCAACCCUUACGCUGAGGAGCUCAUCAAUAGUACUCUGGGCGAAAUUCGCUCCUCUGACACUCGCGACGCCUUGCCAUCGGGCUUCUACCCCCGCCACUUCGGUUCCGCCCAGCGAUACAUCCACUGGAACGAAAUUGAGAUCAAAUAUGCCGACUGUGCGGGUUUUCUCUCUACCCAUUUGGCGGAAUUGCAGAUAAGAGGUAUGACCAAGGAGGAGCGGAACAGGAAAUGUGAGGAUUGUCCCACUCACUUUGAGUUUGAGGAUAAGGUGGAGGUGAAGCUGGGACUGUGUAAAGAGUGUGAGGGGGGCCAUGCUACCUCUAAUGAGGCUGCUGCUUUGAUGAGAGAAAUGGAGGCGGGUCAAGGUCAGGGUCAGACGCACCACAACCAUAACCACAGUCAGAGCCAAAGCUACAACCUGCAUCCGGACUACAACCUGCCGGAGCCGGCACUGGAUGGCCAGCAGCACCAUGCACAUGGCAAUGUCCAGACUCAUCGCGUUUACGCUUAUCAUAGCCAGCAGCAGCAGCAGCGCGGGGUGGAUGGCGAUGGGCAGAUGACGCCGCCAACAAUGGUUUUCAUGUCAUGGCCCGACCUAUUGGGGCCAAGUGUUGCACAAACUGGAGGUAGUAUGCACGUGCACGUGGAUCGCCAACAGGAAUCUCACCACCACAACCAGCCAUCAAACAUACUCGUGGAUGGACACCAACAGCAUCAACAGCACCAGGAGAUGGAGGAGGUCGAGAAUGAGGAUGCUGUUAGUUCUCUUUACAGAGGGUUGGGUUACAGAGGAGAUUGA